Molecule: messenger RNA, 7520 nt
Organism: Gymnogyps californianus (California condor)
Lineage: Eukaryota; Metazoa; Chordata; Aves; Accipitriformes; Cathartidae
Gene: RPS6KA6
Product: ribosomal protein S6 kinase A6
Exons: 22
Coding region: 1-2241 (746 amino acids)
Biological process (GO): protein phosphorylation
Molecular function (GO): magnesium ion binding; ATP binding; ribosomal protein S6 kinase activity
Source: RefSeq, a predicted model, not a curated record
AUGGUGCCGUUCGCUCCGCUGGAGGACGCGGAGGAGCCGGAGCCCUGCCACAAAAUGGAGCUGUACGUGAGCGGCGGCGAGCUAAAUGGCCUUAAAAUGGCAGAUGAGCCUAUGGAAGAAGGUGAACCAUAUUCCUACCACGAUGAAGGAAGUGUGAAAGAAAUUCCUAUUACACACCAUGUGAAAGAAGGAUGUGAGAAAGCAGAUCCAGCACAGUUUGAACUACUUAAGGUUCUUGGACAGGGAUCAUUUGGAAAGGUCUUCCUCGUACGGAAAAUAAUUGGUCCUGAUGCUGGGCAACUUUAUGCAAUGAAAGUAUUGAAAAAAGCUUCUUUGAAAGUUCGGGACAGAGUUCGUACAAAAAUGGAGAGAGAUAUAUUAGUAGAAGUAAAUCAUCCAUUUAUCGUCAAACUGCACUAUGCCUUUCAGACUGAAGGGAAGCUGUAUUUAAUAUUGGAUUUUCUCAGGGGAGGAGAUGUUUUCACGCGAUUAUCCAAAGAGGUUAUGUUUACAGAGGAAGAUGUGAAAUUCUACCUCGCAGAACUGGCCCUUGCUUUGGAUCACCUUCACAGCUUGGGAAUUGUAUACAGGGACCUGAAGCCAGAAAACAUUUUGCUUGAUGAAGCAGGACAUAUCAAGUUAACAGACUUUGGACUCAGCAAAGAAUCAGUAGAUCAAGAGAAGAAGGCCUAUUCUUUCUGUGGUACUGUAGAAUACAUGGCACCUGAAGUAGUAAACAGGCGAGGGCACAACCAGAGUGCUGACUGGUGGUCCUUUGGUGUUCUCAUGUUUGAAAUGCUUACUGGUACACUACCAUUUCAAGGUAAAGAUCGAAAUGAAACUAUGAAUAUGAUACUGAAAGCAAAACUUGGAAUGCCUCAGUUCCUCAGCCCUGAAGCACAAAGUCUUCUGAGGAUGUUGUUUAAAAGGAACCCAUCAAAUAGAUUAGGAGCUGGUUCAGAUGGAGUUGAAGAAAUUAAGAGACAUCCUUUUUUUUCUACUGUUGACUGGAAUAAACUGUUCAGAAGAGAAAUACAACCCCCAUUUAAGCCUGCUUCUGGAAAGCCAGAAGAUACCUUUUGUUUUGAUCCAGAAUUCACAGCAAAAACACCAAAAGAUUCUCCAGGAGUCCCACCUAGUGCGAACGCGCAUCAGCUCUUCAAAGGAUUUAGUUUUGUUGCAACCACUACUGUAGAAGAUCAUAAAGUAUCGCCACUCACCAAUAUACUGCCAAUAGUACAGCAACUUCAUGGAAACAGCGCACAGUUUACUGAUGUAUACGAACUGAAGGAAGAUAUUGGUGUUGGUUCCUACUCUGUUUGCAAGCGAUGUAUACACAUAGCUACAAAUAUGGAGUUUGCUGUAAAGAUAAUUGAUAAAAGUAAGAGGGAUCCCUCAGAAGAAAUUGAGAUUCUCAUGCGUUAUGGCCAACAUCCAAAUAUUAUCACUUUAAAGGAUGUGUAUGACGAUGGUAGAUUCAUAUACCUUGUCACUGAACUGAUGAAAGGAGGAGAGCUGCUUGAUCGAAUUCUCAGACAGAAGUUCUUCUCGGAACGAGAGGCUAGCGCUGUAUUAUACACUAUAACUAAGACUGUGGACUACCUGCACUGCCAAGGAGUAGUGCAUCGAGACCUUAAACCUAGUAAUAUUUUAUAUACGGAUGAUUCAAAUAAUGCUGAUUCUAUCAGGAUUUGUGAUUUUGGAUUUGCAAAACAACUUCGAGGAGAAAAUGGACUACUUCUAACUCCGUGCUACACUGCAAACUUUGUGGCACCAGAGGUUCUCAUGAGACAGGGAUAUGAUGCUGCUUGUGACAUAUGGAGCUUGGGUGUUCUUCUUUACACAAUGUUGGCAGGCUAUACUCCAUUUGCCAAUGGUCCUAAUGAUACUCCAGAAGAGAUCCUGGUACGGAUAGGCAGUGGAAAAUUCUCUUUAAGUGGAGGCAACUGGGACACUGUUUCAGAUGCAGCAAAGGACUUGUUAUCACAUAUGCUGCAUGUAGAUCCACAUCAGCGAUAUACAGCAGAGCAAGUAUUAAAACAUUCGUGGAUAGCCUGUAGGGACCAGUUGCCGCAUUAUCAACUAAACAGGCAAGAUGCACCACAUCUAGUAAAGGGAGCCAUGGCUGCUACGUAUUCUGCACUGAAUCACAAGACAUUUCAGCCAGUGUUAGAGCCUGUUGCAGCCUCAAGUUUAGCUCAGCGACGGAGCAUGAAAAAGCUAACAUCAACAGACUUAUAGAUCCACUGGGACACCUUAGCAAACAGAAGCAAGGGGAAAAUCCAAUAAGUGGCUCUAUUUUGCCUGACCUGUGAUCAAAAGGCAUCUAUGGUUUCCUGCUACACUACUUGAAUUCUGUAAAAGUCCUUUUUUUAAAAAGAAAAAAAAAAUCCACAGGUUCAUACUGUGUUGUUUUACAGGCUGUAUCUGUUAAAUUAAUUUAAACAUCAGGUACACCAUAAUGAAUUUCUCUACACUGUCCUUUAAGAGAUCUGUUGCAAAUAUUCUUUCACAUUCUGUAUAGUUUUGCUGGGUUCAUUUAAAAAAUGGUUUAGGGGACCGUUGCCAAUGACCAAGUUGUACAUAAAGUGUCAGUGUAAGUUUUCUUUUCUUCACACCUUUAGACCCUGUUGUGAAGGACAAAUUCUUAAUUUUGUAAUUGGGCACUUAAUUCAUUCAACUUAAUUCAUUUAACUUGUUCAUUACUAUUAUGAAAAGCUGACUAAUGUAUUGUGCUGGUGUUAAAUGCAUUAGUGUUAAUUUGGAAGGUCUGUGUUUGCAUGGUGCCGGUAACUGAUAAGUUUAUGUGAAAAUACAAACAAAAGGGAUGUGUAAGAUUCUGCACUUUACCCAUAAACUUAAUUUGAUCACUUGUGACCCAAAAGAAAUGCUGGAUAACAAAUGGCCUCUUACAGGAAAAUGGACAUUUCUCGUUCUUACCGUGAAUGGUAUUGUGUCCUGCACUGAGCUGGAGAGAGUAAGUAUGUGUAUAACCUGUCAAAAUUAAGGAUCUCGAUAACAUUGGUACCACUUUAAGACAACAUCGUGCAAUCCAAUGCUUUCUGUUAUUUGUAUUGUCUAUCCGUUAGUACAAUGACUAAGAUACUGUUUCCUCAGCAGUCGUUUCCACUGAAUAUACCCAAUAUUAAGUUUGUUUGGCAUAUAAGGCAAACUGACACUUUAUUAUAACAAACUUGGCACGUGGAUUUUAUUUUUUAUUUAUUUGAUUUUUAUAGAACGUUGCUUCUAUCGGAAUCUCUCGCUGCAUGUACAAAUAUUACAGAACAUAAAUGCAAAAUUCUGUUUGCCUAACUGUAGGGGUAGCUUGGGAAAAUAAAUAAGCCUUGCAGUGUGCCCAGAUAAGGGAAUUCUGACCAAGAAAUUUCACAGUUAUGGACAAGUUACUGACAAUAUCCUGUCGCCAGCGCUCACUUGCCCUCUCUGUCUUGGUGUUAGCAAUUCAGCUGUUUCUAAAUGCUGUGAUGGAGAGGAAAUUAAUUUCAGGGCCAGAAUUAUCCUGGGGUUUUCUGACUCAAAACCAGUGCUGACUGCUAGUAGACUGGGAACUACAGCAUUCAGAGGUGAUGAGCUUAAAAGUAUUUUCAAAAGUUGUAGACACUACUGUGCAACUGUACUGUCAUAGUAGGAUGAUACGCAUUUUAAAUAUUAAGUCUGUUAGUGACCAACAGUUAGACUGUGAGCAGUUAGAGAAUCCAAGUGACCAAAAAUGAAAUGUAGUUCAGACUGAUUUGCCGUCAUGGAAUUUCCUGUUCCAGAUCCCUUUGGUAGCCAAUUACGAGACACCAGUGAUGGCAGAACUCGGCGUUUUGAGACAGGGAAAAAAGCUUUCGGGAGAAUUCUGGCCCGACUGCCAAGAGUGGCGGUAGUAACUCAGAUCUUAAAAGGCAGAGGGUGCUGGCUGGUUUUUGCUUAUACCUGUGAAGUACUCGAUGGCAUUGGAAGUACUAUUAGAUAAGCUGCUUUAUUUUGUUGUGGUGGGGGAAGAUGGAAAUUAUCUGGCCAAAUAGUUAGGUAUGAAUAUAUGUAGAUUUGAGACUUAAUGAAUAUAGCAAACAUAGGUGUGCUAUUUGUAUCAUGCAGAACAUACCCCAUACUAAAUUUCUUGAGUGUUUGAUAGAUGUUGGAAGCUUUAGGGGCCGUUUGUGCCUAGUUUUGAGGUGCCUGUUUGAAAUGCUUGAAAGCUUAUCAAAGAACACAACUGCUUCCUGGAAAGCUUAUUGUUUAGUACAAAAUCUGCCCCUUAGGCAGCUGGUUCAUCCUUCUUUUCGUUACUGAAGACCUUUGCCAGCCAGAAUGCCUGUAAACCUCUUGUCUACAGUCUGUUGGUAAAAUUUUUUUGUAAAUUCACAAAUGACUGCCAGAAGAAUUUGAAUUCACUCUAAGGAAAAAAAAAAAAAAAGUGGUGGAAAUAAAGCCCCCUUAGCCAAGGUCAAGGUAUAAUGUGGGUUGAAACAUAGUAGUAAAAACUGUGUUGGGGAUAGAGGGUAAUGCAAGGCGUGGAACACAACUAAAACGUCAAACUUGAAUUGUCUUCAGCUUUCCCGUAAGGUAGCAGCUGGUCUUUAAUGGCUUUAUUCAUGAAUCAUUUAACAGUGUUUAUAUUGGUAUUUUCUUUUAGCUUGCUUAGAAGCACCACAUUAUAAGCACCUUAAAAGCAUUUUGCACAGAAGCAGUUGUAAGCAGCUGAAGGUACUUAAGUUCUUCUUGGUGUGCAACACAAAGGUGGUAAGAGGAAAAGUACACAAACAAGAUGGAUAUUCUGAUUCUUAGCAAAGAAUUUAAAACAUCUUCUAUAAAGUUAUCCCUGCUGUCUUUAUAUCAUUACUAGCCUUUAGUGCAAGUGGUACUCCUGGGGUAAAAGCAAGGUUUCAGUGACUGCAACAUUACAAAGUUGUCUUAUCGCAAGGAAAACAUAUGGACAAACACCUUUGUUAUAUCUGACAGGCCAGGGUACACUGGCAUGCCAAUUUGAAUCCUUAAUUUUGGGGGGUAAAGUUCACUUGCUAUGAAUAUUUGACCAUAUCAGUCUUUGAAACAUUUUUGGAUAUGCAGGGAUACAAAAGAGCUCACUUGCAGUUUACUAUAUAGCAUUUAAUGAUAAUCUUCUUUGUGAUACUUCUUUUGGAAUAUCUUGCAUACUUCUCAUCUUUUUUUUUUUUUUUUCCCCAAACUUAGGUUUUGUUCAAUUAAGCAAUUACAUAAAGGUAGCAUGCUCUGCUCAUGAGUAAUCAGUUAGAUGUUUGAAAUGGAAGAACACUUAAUUUGAACGUACUCUUGGCUGGAGUGAAAGGUUAGUGUACAUUGUUUCACUUUCAUAUUGUCUCUGUGCAGUUCAAGGUUACAAACUAGUUACAAUCUUACUAUCUUAUGGAUUUACUUUUUUUAAAAGUAAGAGUGAAAUUUUUACAAAGGCUUAUAAUUACAAAGAAAUAGGCGUACAUACUAGGUAUUUAGAGGAAUUUCCAGCGAACUAAUUAAUAUCUUAAAUGAUGUAAUAUUUUGGAUAUGGCUUCUGUUACUGCCAGCAAAAUAGCUUCUACUCUGAUGUUUGGUAAUGGCAAUUAUAAAUAAGUGCUAGUUCUCAAGUGCAGAUAGAGCCUGAUACAUUCUCACUAAAGAGAGUAGAUUCCCACAAACAUCAGCUAUAGCUGGAGCAGGCUUGUGACGUGUUUUGCUGUUCUUUUACCCCUCGCAUAUCGCAAUUUCUAUCUUCAGUUAUCCUUUUGCUAAAAAGUGAGGAACUCUAUUGUAUUCCUGUUACGUAUCCAAAAACUAUGCAGUGGCAUCGGUAUCAGCCAGUGGUGCAUAACGAAGAGUGCCCAUACGCGAGAGCAUUACCGUGGGUGGAUUCAUUUAAGCCACUGUUUUGUGGCUUGUGUAGUCUCAAUGCUGCUGUUAGCAUGUUGUGUGUGUUUUCCCGUUAUGCUUAAAACUAGUAAAUUCUUUUUGACCAUGCGAAGAGCCUAAGGUGUAGGUGGUCUAAGCGUACUGUCUGUUUGAGGCCUAUGUUUUAGUAUGGUUUAAAUGUUCUCCUUGCAUCCAGAGAAGGCAUCCAAAACCUCACCCAAGUCAGUCAUAUUGAGCUUGAAUUCUGUCUUCCAUGUUUUAAUUCAUUUUCGAAACCUAAUCUUCAUAUGUUCAAUAGUUAAAAUUACCUCUAGCAGACUUCAGCAAUUGGAAGCUAUUUGCAGUAUACUUACAAACUGGUCAUUUGCAGUGACAGAUUGCUGCAGCCAGUACUCGGCGCUCUGCCCUCAAAUGUUACAAUUAAAAAGUUGAGAUAGCUUGUAAGAAUUGAGUUCAAUGAAUUACACCAUACUGUAGUAACUAUCCUGAUUUGUAUCGAUGAAAUUAGGCUAAAACAUCAAUGCAAACAUGGGGGUUUAUGUACUUCUGUAGCACUUAAGCUUUUUUUCAGUCCUAUCCAGAAUUAGAAGUUUGCAAAUAUUUGUGGGAGGGAAGGAAGGAGCAGGCUUUUCUUUCUCAAAGUUUUCAGAAGGCUUCUGAAGCCGUGAUAAGAGUCCUUAUGUAAUCCUAUGGGAGCUCUAUACGGUUGGAAAAAAUAAAAAAUUUCUCCUUGAAAGUUUAUUCAAAAACUUUCUUGGGUAUGUAUUGAUACCUGUUGGUAACACGCCCAAGCUGUCAUUCAUACCGUACCAUCCUUCGGCAUUAACACCCUGUUAGUUAAGUACAUUCUGCAUGCUGUUUGUCCCCACUUCAGUGUAUUUUUUUAAAAUGUUUACUCCCCCAAAUUAUGUUGUUGUUAAGCCUACAUUUUCCUUUGGGAAUAGAAGAAUGAAUACAAAUUUAAAAAACAAAACAAAACCACCCUUACUGUAUAGCUAAAGCUGACUUGAGUAUUACAAUAACUUAUGUAAUUAGAAGUCGUCGCCCCCAAAAUAAUCAACGUCUUGGUUUUCUUGAGAUCUUUCCUAUGUAAUGAAAGCAAACUUUCUUUGAAAGCUUUAAAAGAGAUUUAAUUAUGUCUCUUAAUUAAGAUUUGGGCAACAGCUUAUUACCAAUAGUGAGUUUGAAUAACAUUGAAUCCUGUUUUGGGUUUUUUUAAUGUGAGAACUGAAAAGAUGCUCGAAGUGGAUCUCCUUUGCAGGACAAAGUGUUCCUAUUUUGUGUGUUUUGCAUUAGGCUUCUGAGCAGCGUUUGCUAAGUAAUUGCGUUGUCAUAAUAUCCCAAGCACUUUGGCAUCUUGCACUGAUACUCUGAUUAGAGCUAAAACUCUUCUGGCACGUGACUGGCUAUAAAUCUCAAUAUACGAAAGGGCAUUAAUUGAAAACAGUGUGCAAUGAAUUACAUGCUCUCUGAGGUACUUCAAAGAUGAAACUAUACAAAAGGUCCCCGUUAUCAGACAUUGUAACUGUCAUUUCUUUCUCUAAGCAUAUUGUGGAUUUUGUAUCAUAUUGUAUUUAUUUCAUUUAAUUUUAAAAAAAAUGUUUUCUUUAAAGCUCUGUAUAUAUUGACAUUAAAGUUUGCAUUGUACUACG